AGCACGAGAACUCAACUCCAUCGUUCUCCGAGGAGAGGCAAAACUUUAUCGCGACGCCCGUCAUGGCGCCGAGGCUGGAGCGCGGCGGCAGGGGCUUCCAGCUCCCGAACUCCGAGCUGGAGGACUCCCUCUUCCUCCGUGCCCUCAUCUCCGUUGUAAACGGAGACGCCGUCGUCCCCACGCUGCACCUCGAGCCAUCGUCCACGCCGCACUUUGCCGCUGCAGUUCCUGCGUGCGCCAGCUGCGGCGUGGACGGGUGCAUCGGCUGCAUGUUCGUCGCUGCGGCGGCGACGGCCGACUCGAGCAGCGGGGGCGAAGAGUGCUCCGCCGCGAGCUUCGUGAAGGACGGCGGCGUGGGGAAGAUCACGCGGAGGAGGAGCCGGAGCAAGUUCGGGGGCGUGAGGCAGCGGUCGUGGGGGAAGUGGGCGGCGGAGAUCCGCGACCCGCACCGCGCCGUGCGCCAGUGGCUCGGCACCUUCGACACCGCCGUGGAUGCCGCCCGCGCCUACGAUCUCGCGGCGCUCGAGUUCCGUGGCCACCGCGCCAGACUCAACUUCCCGGACGCGGCCGCGUCGUCGUCGUCGGCGGCUUCUGUUUCUGAUUCUUCUUGGACGGCUGCGCAGUCGUAGAACUAGCCGGGCAGUCCUCGCGAGACCUGCGGGUAAAAAUGUGUCGUCACGGCUACCGGACUAGGUAGAAAAAGGGGCGAGGGAGCAGAAGAUCAUGAUGCUGGAUGAUGACAACUUCGUGAUCCAUGUUUGGAUAAUUUAUUCAUUAGCAUUUUUGAAAGGAUGUUCUUUAAUCCGAAUCAAUAUUCGUCGGUGAGCAUGGCCACCUGUAGUCGGUGUAGCCGCCUUCAAAGGCAGAGGACGUGCUUCAAAAUUUGCCCCUCUCCUUUCAUGCCCGUGACGCAACUCCCUCUUCUUCAGGUUAUUUAAUUUUCCCGGGUUAACUUUUUUUUUUCUGACAAUUUUCAUGAGUACUCCCUAUGAAAAGAAAUAUAAGAUCGUUUAGAUUAGUACA
Triticum aestivum (bread wheat) is the source of this 1023-nucleotide messenger RNA. RefSeq names its product ethylene-responsive transcription factor ERF109. The coding region runs from base 63 to 629 and encodes 188 amino acids. The record is from RefSeq and is a predicted model, not a curated record. Lineage: Eukaryota; Viridiplantae; Streptophyta; Magnoliopsida; Poales; Poaceae. Gene Ontology annotation, biological process: ethylene-activated signaling pathway; regulation of DNA-templated transcription. Gene Ontology annotation, molecular function: DNA-binding transcription factor activity; DNA binding. The transcript has a single exon.